This is a messenger RNA of Gymnodraco acuticeps, 2235 nucleotides long. RefSeq lists its product as uncharacterized. Gene Ontology annotation, molecular function: methyltransferase activity; 2-oxoglutarate-dependent dioxygenase activity. The record is from RefSeq and is a predicted model, not a curated record. The transcript is spliced from 2 exons. NCBI's taxonomy places the organism in Eukaryota, Metazoa, Chordata, Actinopteri, Perciformes, Bathydraconidae. The coding region runs from base 1424 to 2071 and encodes 215 amino acids.
UAGAGAAAUGAGAUGUCCUUCAACAUGGCUCGCUGAAAUCAAUUUCCGGGUCACUACCGGAGGACAGAGGAGUCGAGGAGGGGAAAUUAGAGAAUUAAGAAGCCUUCCAUGUCGAAUCGGAGGCGGAAGGUGUCGGCACGGCCGAAAAGACACGACGGUGCGGGACACACCAAUCUGAGUAGGGCGACACGACGCUCAUCGACGGCCAGACAUCUAUCGACAGCCGAAAUCGGCCCGGUGUGUAGCGGCCUUUAGUCUCAGUCAGGACCACAGUUUUUGCCACAAUAAGUGAAAUUCUACUAUAGUAAUUACGGCUAGCUCAGUACAACCAAACAGCAGCCAACUGUUCAUUCAAUAGACAAAUUGUUGAUUAUUCGGGCAAUCAAUCAGGUAACACACACCUCGAAUUACAAUCAAUCUGGUCUAAACCAUAACGUUUGUAUUUUCUUUUAGAGUCUACUGGCUCUCUUACGCUAUACUUCAAGCGCCCAAGAGGAGACUGAGAUGGCAGCAGCUGAACUGUGGAUUUGGGAAAGGAACAUCUAAUUUUUAGGUAAAUCCAAGUACAAACAAUUGUACGCUUAUGCUCUUGCUAUGAAUGUACAAUAUCCAGGUUAUUUUAUACUCAGGAGCUUUUGGGGGAAAAUGUAUAGAAAAUAACACACUUUUUCCAUUUCUCUUUUCACAUACUGCGUUUAGGUGACAGCAAUGCUUUGAGCUAAAUGCAAGCUACCUACUUUUCAAUUUUGUUUUGAGUUGGACAGUGAAAUACUGCCAUUAUUAACAUGAUCAAAAUCACACAUGACACCUGAACAAGAAUCCAUUAAACAUUUAAGAAAUUAUUAAGAUUAAAUAUUUCGUGGUGGCCUGACCAUAGAGAUGGACAUUUUCCAACUCCCUCAUAUACCGUGUUUUGCUUUUCAAACCUCAAUUGGAGUGUAUAUUCAGUUUGUACACAUUGGAAAACGAUUAGGGUCGUUUGCCAUCGGCAGUAGACAAGGGCUUUUCUGUUUUUGUGAUAAGAUCAACGGUGUGGAGGUAUCAGUCUUCAUCGUUAGCGGUCGUCAUCGUUAGCGGGGUUAGAAAAAGUGUGCAAUCGAGUGUCAUGUUUCCAUCAUUACCAAUGGGAGCAUGAGCCGAUACAUAUCCGUGAGUCAUGCUAGUCAGUUGUCCCGGGAAUAAAUGCAGAUGAUAUAUCCAAAGACAAAAGCCAGAUGUUAGCUGGUCUUUUUGUCACUCAUGUCCGUGGAAAUGAUUUUUUGAAACCAAUUAUUGUGCUGUUUUAAUACCAUACUGAUCAAGCUUCCGUAUCAGGUUACAUAAAGACUACCUGGUGUCCAGAUGUAACAGCAGUGAAUACAACGAAUUCCAAGAGAAGCUGGCACAAAAGGACACUGCAAAGGAUCCGCUGUGAUAUGGACACAUGUGGAGACAGACAGCUUGUCACAAACUCAACAACCUGGCUCUCAACACCAAGAAGACGAAAGAGGUCAUUGUGGACUUCAGAAGGAACAAAGACGGCACGCACUCCCCAGUCCAUCUUAGUGGAGAAGAGGUUGAGCGGGUCACCAGCUUCAAGUUCCUGGGAGUCCACAUCUCGGAGGACCUCUCCUGGACCACCAACACCUCAGCCCUAGUCAAGAAGGCUCACAAGCGCAUCUUCUUCCUGAGGAAACUGGCAAAACUCCGCCUAUCCUCCCAGGUGCUAAUGAACUUAUACCGUUGCACCAUCGAGAGCAUCCUCUCCACCUGCAUAUCAGUAUGGUACGGUAACUGCACGGUCAAGGACAAGAAAUCACUGCAGAGGGUGGUGAAGAUAGCACAACGCAUCAUCAAGAUGCCACUCCCCUCCAUAGCCUCAGUCUAUGAAAAGCGGUGCCUGCGAAGUGCACGAAACAUCAUCAGAGACUCUUCCCACCCAAACCAUACACUGUUUGUCCCCCUACGUGGCACCCGCUCUGGGACACGCUACCGCAGCCUCCCGGGUAGAACAAACAGGACUACGCACAGCUUCUUCCCUUCAGCAGUCAGACUGCUGACAAUGAACCCUACGCUGUCCCAUACUGCCUAGUUGUUGUCGUGUGCUGAAGCGCAAUUCUGUAUUCACUGUAUUUAUUAUUAUCUGUGUAUUUAUUCCUAUUUAUACAUUUCCCAUCUAUUUACCUUUAUUUUUGUAUCAUUUAUUUUGUACAUACUUCUGAUAAUUGUGUAUGUAACUGACUGUUUUGCACUCUG